Messenger RNA from Temnothorax curvispinosus, 1810 nucleotides. RefSeq lists its product as uncharacterized. The transcript has 3 exons. Bases 102 to 1742 code for a protein of 546 amino acids. The record is from RefSeq and is a predicted model, not a curated record. NCBI's taxonomy places the organism in Eukaryota, Metazoa, Arthropoda, Insecta, Hymenoptera, Formicidae.
UUCGCUGUGUGCGCUGGUAUACUAUAGCGGAAAAGUAGGACUUAGAGCGCCCAUGGUGGCCGGAAUUUGCAUUAUUUGCUGGAGUUUUCUAAUACAUCGUAAUGGAAAAAUUGCGGAAAGGAAAUUUAAAUUGUUGCGUGAACACGUGUAAGAAUGUAUUUCACAAUACAAGUUCAGAAAUAAAAUUUUAUUCCUUUCCAAAAGCGAUUUAUAAAAUUGAGCAGCGAAAAAUGUGGAUACGUUGGGUACAAAAAAUAAACUUACAUGAUUGGCAACCAACAAAAUAUUCACGAAUUUGCAGUGCACACUUCGUGGGGAAUUGUUCAUCUUCAAUACAAUCAAGUCCGAGUUACGUUCCGAGCAUUUCGUCAAAAAAAAAUCAUGAAUUAAGUUCUACCGAGAAAUCUUCAAUUCAACGAUUCAACAGACAUAUGCGUCGAAGAAUAUGCAAUACAUUGUGUGUCAAGGACAAUGUAAAGAAAGUUGAUGCUGGACAAAAUACUUUAGAGGAACCGCAAGAGCAGUCUUGUUAUUUUGAUAAAUUAAUCGAGGCCCCUGCACCAUCAUUCAAAAUUAACCAGGAGGUUCAGGUUUCAAUGUUUGAAACUACUGUGGAUUGUAAAAAACUCUAUGAAAGAACAGAGAUGUUUAUAUGCACUCAAUAUGUGCAUAAUGAGAUUUGCCAUGCACAAACUCAAGUAUAUAUACCUGAAGAUCGUGGCUUACAAAUUGUUAAAAGAAGGCAUAUGAUAGACAAGUGUUGCGGUUCUAAUAUUGUUCAGAUCGACAAAGCGAUUGGUCCUGAUACUUCUAAUUUGAAAAAUUCAAUAGUGUGUACAACAGGUUUUCAUGGCAUAUUGUCAAUAACAAAGGACCAAGAAAUGCUUGAUCUUGGCGGUGUCACCUUAUCCACUUUUCAAUUGCUGCUCAAAUUAUUACCCGAUAUCAAACCGAAGAAGAUUUCUACAAAAAAUCGGCUUCUUAUAUUUCUCUUAAAGAUGAAAACUGGAAUGUCAUUCUCAGCCAUAGGAGUUUUAUUUUGCAUUCAUAGAACAACUACCUCUCGUAUCUUUUAUACUACUUUGCAAUUAUUAAGAGUUGCUUGUAGUCGAUUCAUUUUCUGGCCUUGUCGAGAAGUAGUUCAAAAUACUUUGCCCGAAGUUUUCAAAACAUCGUACAAGGAUUGCAGAGUAAUUAUCGAUUGUACCGAAAUAAAGGUGGAACAACCAAAUACUGUAGAAAAUCGGGUGUACCUGUAUUCGCAUUAUAAAAAAGGCUUUACAGUAAAAAUUUUGGUUGGAUGCACUCCGAGUGGUUUAAUUUCAUUUAUCUCGAAUUGUUAUGGAGGACGAACUAGUGACAGUCAAAUCACUAUUAAUUCAGGGAUAUUAGACUUGCUCGAGCCUGGUGAUGUUGUCCUCGCGGAUAAAGGUUUUCCUGGAAUUCAAACUGUUAUUGAUGAAAAUGGAAAAGGAGCUCUAAUUGUUAUGCCGCCAUUCUUACGCGAUCCACAGUUUUCAGCUGAAGAUGUAGAGAGAACGUAUAAAGUCGCGAAAGUGAGAAUUCACAUCGAAAGAAUUAUGCAAAGAUUGAGAAUUUACAAAAUUUUGGAUAAAUUUUCAAUCGAUAUGCUUCCUCAUGCCGAUAAUAUUGUAUUCAUGUGUGGCGUCCUUGUGAACGUGCAGCCACCGAUUAUUAAAAACGGAGAUGUAGAUGAAACAGAGAUCGCAAAGGUAGACUAGAAUAGAAUAAAGAGCUCGGUAUAUGAUAUGUUCAGUAUACAAAUAAAUAUCCAAAUACUUGUAUACAA